AUGGCUCUCCGCGCGGCGUCCCGUUUCAUCUGCCCCUCCAAGAUCGCGACCCCCGCUCUAACCCUCCGCCCGCUCCCCGUCAUCGCCCGCCAGUCGAGGUUGCUCAGCACUACCGCCGUCACCAGAAUGGCUGCCCCAUCCAACGCCGCUCCCUUCUACCAGGGCGAGCCCGAGGCGCCGGUCGUCAAGACCGACAUUCCCGGGCCCCAGUCGAAGAAGGAGAUUGAACAGCUGAACGAGGUCUUUGAUACUCGUGCCUUGUCUUUGUUGACGGAUUACGACAAGUCUUUUGGCAAUUUCAUUGCUGAUCGUGAUGGAAACUUGCUUUUGGACGUAUACGCCCAGAUUGCCUCGAUUCCCGUCGGCUACAACAACCCUGCCCUCAUCAAGGCCGCCCAGUCCCACGAGGCGAUCAACGGUCUCGUCAACCGCCCCGCCCUCGGUACCUUCCCCCCGCACGACUGGGCCCACAUCCUCAAGACGGGCAUCCUCAAGGUGGCCCCCAAGGGGCUCAACCAAGUCUUCACCGCCAUGGCGGGCUCCGACGCCAACGAGACUGCCUACAAGGCCGCCUUCAUGUGGCGCCGCGCCCACGAGCGCGGCGGCCACCACGUCGAGUUCACCGAGGAGGAGCUCAACAGCGCCAUGCAGAACCAAGCGCCCGGAACCUCCAACCUCUCCAUCCUCUCCUUCAAGACGGCCUUCCACGGCCGACUCUUUGGCACGCUGUCGACGACGCGGUCCAAGCCCAUCCACAAGGUCGACAUCCCCGCCUUCGACUGGCCCCAGGCCACCUUCCCCCAGCUGAAGUACCCGCUCGAGAAGCACGUCGAGGAGAACCGAGCCGCCGAGCAGGCGUCGCUGGACGAGGUUGAACACCUCAUCAAGACGUACCAUAACCCCCCCGCGGCCGUCAUCGUCGAGCCCAUCCAAUCCGAGGGCGGCGAUAAUCACGCUUCUCCCGAUUUCUUCCGCAAGCUCCGCGCGCUGACGCGCAAGCACAACGUGCUCCUCAUCGUCGACGAGGUGCAGACCGGCGUCGGCGCCACGGGCAAGUUCUGGGCCCACGAGCACUGGGACCUCCCCGAGCCCCCGGACAUGGUCACCUUCUCCAAGAAGGCCCAGACUGCCGGCUACUACUUCGGCAACCCCGAGCUCCGCCCCAACAAGCCCUACCGCCAGUUCAACACCUGGAUGGGCGACCCGGCCCGCGCCAUUAUCUUCCGCGCCAUCAUCGAGGAGAUCGAGCGUCUCGAUCUCGUCGCCCACACCGCCCGCGUCGGCAACUACCUCUACGGCAAGCUCGAGGCUCUAGCCGCCAAGUACCCCGGCCAGUUCGAGAACCUCCGCGGCAAGGACCGCGGCACGUUCAUCGCCUUCGAUAACCCCAGGCGCGACGAGUUCCUGGUAAGGGCGAAGAAGUUUGGCAUUAAUAUUGGUGGGUCGGGUAAGGAGGCUAUUCGGUUGAGGCCGAUGUUGACGUUCCAGGAGAGGCAUGCGGAUUUGCUUGUUGAUGCUUUGGAGAAGAUUGUUUUGUCUUUCAAGGAGUAA
This is a messenger RNA of Scedosporium apiospermum, 1551 nucleotides long. RefSeq names its product 4-aminobutyrate aminotransferase. Gene Ontology annotation, molecular function: pyridoxal phosphate binding. Gene Ontology annotation, cellular component: mitochondrion. The transcript is spliced from 2 exons. Gene Ontology annotation, biological process: GABA catabolic process. The record is from RefSeq and is a predicted model, not a curated record. Bases 1 to 1551 code for a protein of 516 amino acids. NCBI's taxonomy places the organism in Eukaryota, Fungi, Ascomycota, Sordariomycetes, Microascales, Microascaceae.